AUGGCGGAGCUCACGCAGCAGCCCCCGGGAAAGCGGCUGUGCUGCAGACACGGCUACAGCGGUACAUUUCGAGGAGCUCCGCGGGGAGACGGCUCUGUCGCGGGCGGCUCCGGAGCCAGAAGCCCCGAGACUCUGCUCGACAUCGCGGCGCGGAAAGUGGCAGAGAAGUGGCCCUUUCAGCGGGUGGAGGAGCGCUUCGAGCGGAUCCCAGAGCCCGUUCAGAGGAGGAUUGUGUACUGGUCUUUCCCGAGGAGCGAACGGGAGAUAUGUAUGUACUCGUCUUUCAGCGGCUGCGGGGAUGAAGCGAACCCGGACAGCGACGACGAACCCCGGCUGCCGUUUCCGCGGGGGGUCGCGCUGCUCGAAAGCGGCUGUGUGGACAACGCGCUGCAAGUGGGUUUUCACCUCAGUGGAACUGUGAAGGAACCCGCCACAUCCUCGGAGCCGGAGAUGGUCUGCAACGUGAGCAUCAGCUUCGACCGCUGUAAAAUCACAGCGGUGACGUGCAGUUGUGGCAACAAGGACAUCUUCUACUGUGCACACGUUGUAGCCUUGUCGUUGUAUCGUGUACGGAGGCCUGACCAGGUCAAACUACGCCUCCCUAUCUCAGAGACACUUUUUCAGAUGAACCGGGAUCAGCUGCAGAAGUUUGUCCAGUACCUCAUCACAGUUCACCACACAGAAGUUUUACCCACUGCGCAGAAACUCGCAGAUGAAAUCCUGUCUCAAAACUCUGAGAUCAACCAAGUGCAUGGAGCUCCUGACCCGACAGCCGGAGCCAGCAUUGACGACGAGAACUGCUGGCAUUUGGACGAGGAGCAAGUUCAGGAGCAGGUCAAGCUCUUUCUGUCCCAGGGAGGAUACCAUGGCUCAGGGAAACAGCUCAACUUACUGUUCAGCAAGGUGAGAGAAAUGCUGAAGAUGAGAGACUCCAACGGCGCGCGCAUGUUGACACUGAUCACAGAGCAGUUCAUGGGCGACCCGCGACUGGCGCUCUGGAGACAACAGGGGACCACCAUGACGGACAAGUACAGGCAACUUUGGGAUGAACUAGGGGCCCUUUGGAUGUGUGUGGUGCUGAACCCCCACUGUAAGCAUCAGCAGAAGGCGUUUUGGCUCCGGCAGCUCCGGAGGUGGAACAGCGUCGACGUUUGCCCCUUGGAGGAUGGUAACCAUGGCAGCGACCUGACCAAUCUGACCAACGCACUGCCUCAGGGCCCUGCUGGUAACCCAAAUUCCCAUUCAAAGCCUCACAGGACCGUGUUCACGCGGGCCAUAGAGGCCUGCGACCUGCACUGGCAAGACUCUCACCUGCAGCGCAUCAUCACCGAAGACCACUACACCAACUAUUGCCAUCAGGACAAACAUCACAACUCUCUGUUUGACGGUCGAGGCUGGCCCCUGUGGCACGAGCAUGUGCCCACUGCAUGUGCCAGAGUCGACGCGCUGAGAUCUCACGGUUAUCCCAAAGAAUCUCUGCGCCUGGCGAUCGCAGUCGUGAACACUUUGAGGAGGCAGCAAUCCAAACAGCUGGACUUUUUUCGUUCUCACAAAAAAGAGCUGCUGCACAAAGGCGUGACGUCAGUAACUAACCUGGAGGGCUGGGUGGGCCAUCCUCUGGACCCCAUUGGGACAUUGUUCAGUACCCUGUUGGAGGCAGGUCACGGCAGAGAGGAGGGAGCAGCUUUAUCCAAGCAGGACUUCUCAGCCUCAGGCAGCUUCUUGGAGGAAGGGGAGACGUUUGUGUCUUUGGCUGUGGAGACAGCCCUCAUCGGCCUCGGUCAGCAGAGAGGGAUGCCAGAUGGCCUCUACGCCCAAGAGAAAGUGUGUCGCAAUGAAGAGCAUCUUCUCGCCAAGCUACAAGAAGUGGAGCUAAACGACAUUUUGGUGAAGGUUUUUCGCAAGCAAGCCUCCAGAUUGUUAGACGCUGGUCCCUACAGUGGUUUGGGAGAAUUGCUUCACAGAGAGAGUGUCCCUAUGCACACGUUUGCCAAGUAUCUCUUCACCUCGCUUCUACCUCACGAUGUCGAACUGGCAUACAGAAUUGCACUGAGAGCUAUGAGGUUGCCAGUUCUGGAGUCCACAGUCCCUUCUAGUGACCUGUCACGGCCUCAACAAAUUAUGUCGGUGGUGUCCAACCGGUACCCACGCUGGUUCACUCUCAGCCACAUAGAGUCCCAGCAGUGUGAACUGGCUUCGACCAUGCUCACUGCUGCGAAAGGUGAUGCUCGUAAGCUGGAAACAGUGUUAGAAUCUAUCCAAAAGAACAUUCAUUCCUCUUCCCACAUCUUCAAACUUGCUCAGGAUGCCUUCAAAAUUGCCACUCUAAUGGACAGUCUUCCAGAUCUCACACUGCUCAAAGUCUCCCUAGAGUUGGGUCUUCAGGUCAUGCGGAUGACCCUCUCGACGUUGAACUGGCGAAGGAGAGAAAUGGUGCGCUGGCUGGUGACAUGUGCUACUGAAGUUGGUGUAUUUGCUUUGGACAGCAUCAUGCAGAACUGGUUUACACUCUUCACUCCCAUCGAGGCCACCAGUGUCGUGGCCAGCACGGUCAUGUCCAACAGCACAAUAGUCCGUCUCCAUCUGGACUGCCACCAGCAGGAGAACCUGUCCAGCUCUGCCCGAACCCUCGCUCUACAGUGUGCCAUGAAAGACCCACAAAACUGUGCCCUUUCAGCGCUGACGCUCUGCGAGAAGGACCACAUCGCCUUUGAGACAGCCUACCAAAUCGUGCUGGACGCUGCCACUACAGGGAUGAACUAUACACAGCUGUUUACAAUAGCGCGUUACAUGGAGCACCGCGGGUAUCCAAUGAGAGCAUACAAGUUAGCAACCUUAGCUUUGACGCAUCUAAACCUAAGCUACAACCAAGACACUCACCCAGCCAUCAAUGACGUACUGUGGGCGUGCGCUCUCAGCCACUCGCUGGGGAAAAACGAACUGGCCGCGGUCAUUCCUCUUGUCGUGAAGAGUGUGAAAUGUGCCACUGUGCUAUCGGACAUUCUGCGGCGCUGCACGUUGACGACGCCGGGAAUAGUCGCAUUGCACAACCGCAGGAACUCUGGGAAGAUCAUGGCCUUGGACAAAGCGCCGCUCCGCCAGCUCCUGGACGCCACGAUCGGAGCCUACAUCAACACCACGCACUCGCGGCUCACGCACAUCAGCCCCAGACACUACAGCGAGUUUAUUGAGUUUCUUAGUAAAGCAAGAGAGACGUUUCUUAUGGCUCACGACGGACACAUUCAAUUCACACAGUUCAUUGAUAACUUGAAACAGAUUUACAAAGGCAAAAAGAAACUUAUGAUGCUUGUACGCGAGAGAUUUGGUUAA
Messenger RNA from Knipowitschia caucasica, 3330 nucleotides. Lineage: Eukaryota; Metazoa; Chordata; Actinopteri; Gobiiformes; Gobiidae. The record is from the annotation of a GenBank genome assembly.